ACACAAAUUAAAAUCACAGCUAUAUUACUUUUCUUUCCCUUCUAGUUUCUUAUACCAAUUAGUUUUUCUAACUUAUGUGCCUAUAUAAACCCUUUCAAGCCCAAUGGUUGCGCCUCACUUUCACAACUUGGUUCUUAUUUAAUUUCAACUAUUAUAACAAGCCUUAAUCUAAUAUCUCUCACAGCCCUUCUUUGAGAGACCUCAAGAGAGAAAAUAAGGUAUGUGUUCUUUCUCUUCAGAACAGUCACCUUAUCUUUUUCUUGGUUUUGCCCUUCACCCUCCAUGGCCAUCCAAGAGACAGCACCAGCACCUUCGGUUGAACAUCCAUAAAAGAAGGAGAGCACAAUUGCAAGAAGCAAGACGGAGGAAGAGGAUGAUCAUCUUGAAGCUUACAGAAAUAAAGAUGAGAAACUUGAAGUUGUACAUGGAGAACCAAAGCAUCAUAGAGGAGAAUCAGAAGUUGAGGAAGCAAGCAAUGCUUCUUCACAAAGAGAAUGAUGUCCUCUUAUUUCAGCUUCAAAAGAAGCUUUCCGAACAAAACAACAGCAAAACCAAUUAAAUGGCUACUAUUAGCUAGCUAUAAUACAGUUUAUAUGGUAAGGCCCAAAAGUAGGCAAAUUUGAAGGGUCUCUCAUUGAUCCUUCUUUAUGAGGAUGAAUCUUAAAUUAAUAUAUAUGUCUUUCUUUUAUAUCAUUUGUUUCUUAGUGUAUGAAGUUAAAUUAAUUAAUUCCUUGCAAGAGUUUAACUGUAAACCAUUACAAGGAAUGUAGUAUUGAGCAAUGUUACCAGA
This is a messenger RNA of Glycine soja, 790 nucleotides long. Its product is annotated as protein LITTLE ZIPPER 2-like. The record is from RefSeq and is a predicted model, not a curated record. Lineage: Eukaryota; Viridiplantae; Streptophyta; Magnoliopsida; Fabales; Fabaceae. Bases 221 to 559 code for a protein of 112 amino acids. The transcript is spliced from 2 exons.